GCGACAACGACAACGAUGGUGACACCACGGCACGGUCACGAAUUACAUAUGAGAAGGUAUAAACAAUACGCGCCGUAUAACAACCCCAUACAACAGUCGCAGACACACGCAGGAAACGCACACAUAGGCAUACGCACAAAUUGCGUGCGUCCUCGUGCAUUGAUCAAUCGGCUAGUGACGCAUGCAGAACGCUCGGAUCAUCGGGUAUAUAAGCAAUCCGCCAAAAAGCAGAGGCAUCAUUCAGUUUCUGUCCAUCAGCAGCUGAUCUUUCAAAAGCAAUCAACCAUGAAGUGCUUGGCUAUCCUUCUUUUGGCUCUCGUUGCCGUCGUCAUGGCGCUCGAGAAGACACCCGAAGUUGAACAGACAAAGGAGGUCACCCCUAGAGACAAGAGAGGUCUUUAUUCUGGCGUUUAUUCACCAUAUUCGUAUGGUUAUGGCGGAUAUGCACCACUGACGUACAACAGCUUGCCGUACACCUACACUUACCCGUACGCUUAUCCGUACGCUUACAACCACUACCGCUAUCCUUACCAUUACCCCUAUUACAACCAUCCCGUUUACUACUAAUUUGAGAAGCGGAAUCCACGAUAAUUUGGGAUUAAGACAGGCUCAGGACGAAAACAUCAUGGAAAUUUAAGAAGAGUUUUACUCUCGAAUUGUCGCAUUCACAAAGUCUAUCCCGAAACUCAUGGCAGUCAAUGUGAACACUUGUGAGCUCUUUGACUGUCGACUUUUUUUCUUAUGCUUAUUUUAAUAAUAAAAUUUAAUAAUAAAGUAUGCUACAUAUAAACAAAA
Messenger RNA from Pogonomyrmex barbatus (red harvester ant), 795 nucleotides. RefSeq lists its product as uncharacterized. The record is from RefSeq and is a predicted model, not a curated record. Lineage: Eukaryota; Metazoa; Arthropoda; Insecta; Hymenoptera; Formicidae.